GCAGGUGCAGAGGCUCUUCCAGAGAGAGAGAGAGAGAGAGAGAGAGAGAGAGAGAGAGAGAGAGAGAGAGAGCGUGCGCGAGAGAGAGUGAUAAGGAUGCGAAAAGGAGAGAAGGGGAAGAAGAAGGGCGAGAAUGAAGGGAAACGCCGGAGGAAAGGGUGCAGGGCAUGAGCAAAAGGAUUUCAGCAGCUGCCAGUGCGUCUAGCAUCCCGGGGGCUCGUCUAUGAAUGAUUUAUAGAAAGGGGUACUUUGAGAUAUGAUGAGCUCUCUUACUGGCUGGCAAUAGUACUAUGAUUUGGUAUGUGGCCACUUUGAUAGCAAGUGUGUUCAGCGCCCGAGGAACGGCCGCUCAAGGUGCCCACGGAGUCAGAGAAGAGCCCCAGUUUGUGACUGCCCGUGCUGGGGACACCGUGGUUCUGGGAUGUGACGUGUCCCACCCGCUCAACGGGCAGCCCUACGUGGUGGAGUGGUUCAAGUUCGGAGUGCCCAUCCCCUUCUUCAUCAACUUCCGCUUCUACCCUCCCCAUGUGGUCCCGGAGUACGCCGGAAGAGCUAGCCUGCAUGGGAAGUCAUCUCUGCGGAUUGAGAGGGUACGUUCAGAUGAUCAGGGCUGGUACGAAUGCAAGGUGUUGAUGUUGGAGCGGCAGUACAACACCUUCCACAAUGGCAGCUGGGUGUACCUUACAGUGAAUGCUCCUCCAACCUUCACGGACACACCGCCACAGUACGUGGAGGCCAAAGAGGGGGGCAGCAUCACUCUUAGCUGCACGGCGUUCGGCAACCCCAAACCCUCGGUCAGUUGGAUACGGGAGGGUGAACAAUUACAGGACAGCGCUAAGUACAAGGUGAGCGAUGGCAGUCUGACGGUGUUGUCCAUCAGCCGGCAGGACAGAGGAGCAUACACGUGCAGGGCCUACAGUGUACAGGGAGAGGCUGUCCACACCACACGCCUACUCGUCCAAGGACCUCCAUUUAUCGUCUCCCCUCCCGAGAACAUAACCGUGAACAUAUCCCAGGAUGCAUUCUUCACCUGCCAGGCCGAGGCGUAUCCUGGCAACAUGACGUACACCUGGUUCUGGGAGGAAGAUAAUGUCUUCUUCAAGAACGAUCUGAAGCGCAGAGUGAGCAUUCUGAUUGAUGGCUCCCUCAUCAUUGCCCAGGUGAAGCCAGAGGAUGCUGGGAAGUACACUUGCAGCCCCAGUAAUAGCCUUGGUCGGCCCCCCACUGCGUCAGCAUACCUGACAGUGCAAUACCCUGCCCGUGUGGUGAACAUGCCACCCGUCAUUUACGUGGCCAUCGGACUGCCGGGGUACAUCCGCUGCCCGGUGGAUGCCAACCCACCUGUCACUUCAGUGAAGUGGAAAAAAGACGGUCUGCCUCUCCGGAUAGAGAAGUAUCCUGGCUGGAGCCAAAUGGAGGAUGGGAGCAUUCGAGUGGCUGAGGUGACAGAGGACUCUCUUGGCACCUACGCCUGCGUGCCUUACAACGCCCUGGGUACCAUGGGACAGUCCCCUUCCGCCCCCUUGGUGCUAAAGGAUCCCCCUAAGUUUCUGGUGGUUCCAGGCGGAGAGUACAGACAGGAGGCAGGAAGAGAGCUUGUCAUCCCCUGUGAGGCAGAAGGAGACCCAUUCCCCAACAUAACAUGGAGGAAGGUAGGGAAGCCCAGCAGGGGCAAGCACAACGUCCUACCAAGAGGCAGCUUACAGUUCAAAUCUCUCAGCAAGGAGGACCAUGGGGAGUGGGAGUGUGUCGCUUCCAAUGUUGCCACGAGCAUCACUGCCAGCACGCGCCUCCUCGUAAUCGGCACAAGCCCUCACGCCCCCAAAAACAUCCAUGUUUCGGUCUCGACGACCUCGGCCAACGUCUCAUGGGAGCCAGGCUAUGACGGCGGCUUUGAGCAGACAUUCUCAGUCUGGGUGAAGAGAGAGCAGCUAGGUUCGCAUGACUGGCUCUCCAUGCCUGUGCCAAGUGGACAGCACUGGCUGCUGGUGCAGGGCCUGGAGUCUGAGACGGCCUACCAGUUCAGCGUACUGGCGCAAAACAAGCUGGGCACGGGCCCCUUCAGUGAGGUCGUCACUGUGAACACUCUAGUAUUUCCUAUAAGUACCCCCGAACCUCUGGUGCUGCUUACCCCACCACGGUGCCUCACAGCCAACCGGACACAACAGGGAGUCCUGCUAACGUGGAUCCCUCCAGCCAAUCACACGUCACCGAUCGAUCAUUACAUCAUGGAGUUCCGUCUCGGCGAGAGGUGGGAAGUCCUGGAUGAUGCAAUCCCUGCAGGAGAAACGGAGCUGUUGGCCAGAGAUCUGAUUCAGGAGGUAUGGUAUGAGUUCAGAGUUAUGGCAGUCAUGGAGGACCUCAUCAGUGAACCCAGUAAUGUAGUUGGUGUCUCCAGUACAGACUUCUUCCCACCGCCAGACGUGGCAGACGAGGGGCUGGCGCGGCCGGUGGUGGCGGGCAUCGUGGCCACCAUCUGCUUCCUGGCGGCGGCCAUCCUCUUCAGUACACUGGCAGUCUGCUUCGUCAACAAGCAGCGGCGACGCAAACUCAAGAGGCGACGAGAUCCCCCUCUUUCAAUAACACACACCAGAAAAAGCGUGGAGACUCCACCUUCUUCUGGAAAGAUGAGUCCGGAGAGUGUCCGAUCCAUGGGAGCUCCAUCUGAGUCAUCUGAGGAUGGAUCCCGAGCUAAGAAAAGUCCUGCCAAGGAGAAGGAGCUUUCCUUAUACAAGAAGACCAAAAGAGCAAUAAUUAGCAAGAAAUAUAGCGUAUCUAAACAUGAAGCUGAGGCUACUACACCUAUUGAGUUAAUAAGUCGUGGGCCAGAUGGUCGCUUUGUCAUGGAUCCCAAUGAUAUAGACACACCUGUCAAGCCUAGGCGUAUUGAGGGCUUCCCUUUUGUGGAAGAGUCAGACCUUUACCCAGAAUUUCGACAGUCGGAUGAAGAGAAUGAUGAUCCAGGCCCCAUGCCUCCUAUGAUGGCAACUCUCAGACCCCAUCAAAUCUCUCCCAUUUCUUCCAGCCAGGAGUCUUACUUGCAACCCCCAGCCUAUAGCCCCCGCUUCCAGAGGCCAAUUGAAGGGAUGACCAUCAUGGAAAGCAGUCGACUUCAGGCCAUGGGGCAGAUCCGUGGUGCUCCUCAUUUUCGAGCCUUUUCCCAUGGCCAGUUCUACUUGGGCAGCUAUUUGGGCAGUCCUGGAGAACCCGAGCCUCCACCUCCUUUCUACAUGCCAGACACCAGCCCACUUAGCUCAGUAAUGUCUUCACCCCCUUACCACAUUGAGAGGCCUUUUGGUCGUCCACCCAUACCAGAGGAAAUCAGCGAAGGAGAGAUUCAGCACUAUGCAGUCUCAGGCUGCUCCCUUCCCUUGACACACCCAUCAUCCCGUUCUCCAGAUAUCUGGCAACGGCCUGAUUUCCCCUUUGCCACGUUUGAGGGUCCUCACUUCAUAUUCCCACCCCACCACCCUUUGCAAUUUCAUCGGGAACCUUCUCUUCCACCACCCCUCAUUCUCCCUCCUAGUGCUCUCCCACCUGCUUCCAUUCAUAUACCCUCUUAUCCUGGUAUUCUUCAGCUGGAGGCCCCAAAGAGUCGGCUAGGCAAGUCUCCCAGCAAAGUGAAGCCUCAGGGCCUUCCAGCCAAGCAUUUACCUAUGCAAGAGGCACAGAGUCUAGGGCAGCUAAGACACACAAGCCACGGUAUGGGUGUGCCGGUAUUGCCUUACCCUGACCAAGCGUCUCACAUUGUUGGUCCUAGCUCAUUUGGAAGCCUGGAUACCCGUUGGUAUGAGUUAACGCCCAGACAGCCCCGUCGGAUGGAACCCAGCAUGGUGGUACUCCAGCCUUCCCGUCUCUCCCCCCUUACUCAAAGCCCGAUUAGCUCUCAUGAGGGUUCUCCAGAGAUUGUAGUGCGUCCCAGGCCCCGUCCUAGCAUUGUCCAGCCUUCCAUUCCCCCUGAGAUGUCUGAAAUAACCCUGCAGCCACCUUCUUCUGUUAGCUUUUCAAAAAGAUCCUCACCUUCUUCUUCCCCUGCUCAAGUCCAGGGAAGCCGACGAGCAAGUCCUAUUUACCGCUCCCACAUGGCCUUUGGCACCUCAGCAACAAGCUAUCCAUCCCAAUCUCCAUCACCCCCCAUGGAAAGCAGCAGCAUUUUUGGACAGAUGGCAACCCAGAGGAGGAGUGAGGAGAUUCUGCCAUCAGAACCCUCUCCGCCCCAGCUAUCAGCUUCAGGAAAACGUCGAGGUACGCCGGGUGGUCCUGCAGGGUCUGAGAGGAUAGAAGCACUGAGAUAUCAACGUGUCAAAAAAGCCAAGAAGGUUGCAGUUAACAAUAACAACUCCAAGGCCAGAAAAAAAAUGGGUGUGUCGACCUCUCAGACCCAGCAGCCCCACACCUCUCAGGUCCUCCUACCAGAAGAAGCUCUCUACCUCCGCAAGAAGAAGAGGAAGUUGACCAGACAGGACCCGUACACUCGCUUCUCCGCCCUGCUGUACCGCCGUCCUCCACAAGAUGACCAGAAAGCCAUUCUGGCCAGUAUGGACAUAGUGGACCCAGACCACGCCACUUUCCUGUGAGGGCCCAGAGAGCAGGCCACGCUCUUCCCAAAGCCCACUGGUUCUGCACUGAGUUUCCCACCACCCCAGCUGUGCCCCAUAUCUACACCUCAUCUUUCCAUUCAUACUUUUCUUCUUUUUCUUUUUAAAAACUCUCUUUUCACUAGAUAAUGCUAGUUGGUAGUGUUCCAAGGUUUUGCUCCAGUGCAAGAUUACCUCAAACAGAGAACUAGUAUCAUUACGAUUUAGGUUUAUUUCUCGUCCAAAUGAGGCAUGCCAGCAUCCAGGCUCAUGCGUGUUAUGACUCCUCACAUUCCUACACCUGUUUCAUUCUGCCAGUAGUCUUACUCUGUCUCAGCAGAACACAGGGUUCUCAUGCGUAGGCCAGAUAUACCUCAGAGUCACCCGAGACUCAUCAGUGCAACACUGCUGUACAGGCGAAGACUCUGUAACUUCCUAACAGUUAAACAUUUGGUGCUGGUGCUUGUUUUUAUUUUCUUAAAUAUCUUUAGGCAUCAUUCAUGUUCAAACGAGAAAAAUAUUUCAGGUCUUUCAAGGCAGAAUGACUGUUAUGCUCAUAAUGGUAUUAUGUAUUAAUAUACUUAUACCACAGCACUGUUAAAUUCUCUUAUCUGUUUGGUCAGGUGGUGAUUAAUUGUGGCUCUGACUAUAGUUCUGGCUUAAUUCAUAGACUCAUUCUAAUAUGCAAGAAUUUCUGUAGUAAAACACUUAUACAUGGACGUCUAUGGCAGAUAAUAAGAGCAGUAGUUGAUUAACUGUUGAUACAGUGAUUUGCUCUGUUAGGAGACUUUCCAGUGUUAGUGAUUUAUAUUAAUCAGUGGUAAAGCUGGAGCAUCAGGCAUCAGGCUUUGUCCAGUAGAUAAAGGUGAAUGGUUGUUUCUCUGUUAUAAUUUAACAGGAACUAACUUGUUUGGGAUGUUUCUCAGCAUGAAACGUAACUUUGAACAAAUAAAAAUGCACGUCUAACGUCCUGUAACGUGUUUGCUGUGGUAUAAGAGGAAUAGAACAUGUUGGGAUGUGCUGUUAUUGGAAAAUUAUAAACUUUGGGAUAGUAAGUCGGGCCACAUCACGACACCGCAUUGUUGAUUAUGUUCAUGUAACAGCAUGCUCCAUCAGGUUUUAUUCCUUACAUAAUAUGCAUUGUGUGUGUGCAGUGUAGUCGUUUUUCAUUCAUCUGCUCCUCCAUGGAUUUGGAAUGGUCAGUAUUUCCAGUACUUUAUGGGGGAACAAAUUCAUUCACUCAAAGCAUUGUUCAUUAUUGUUCUUCAGAUGAAAAAUGACAUCAAUACUGUUCUAAAUAUUCUGAAUUAAUCCUGAGAAGGGAACAAAAACAUUAUCCAGAGAUGUGCACAGGUUACUUUCCACUACAACCCAAAGCUGCUAUGGCCAUGUGUGUGCAUUUUUCUGGGUUGGUGUCUUCUCUAAAUAAGUCUAUUGCAUUGGAGCAAAAUCUUGGUAAUCACUGUGAUGUACUGUCUUACGGCGAUCCUAACUUAUGGUUUUCUGAGCUACUAUUAAAAAAUACAUAGUGUGUACCAUAAAUUAAAAACAAAAUACUACAGUUUCCUUAAUCAAUAAAAUUCUUAAGUAUAAUGUACUGUGAGAAGGAAAGGAUUUUGUGCCAUAAUUAUACUGUAGUAUUUUUUUCAACUGUCCCUCCCUCUCCCUUUUAUCCAAAAAGGUGUAUUUAUGCUAAAGUUGGGCUCUUGAAUGCUUGGCUCCAUUUAUUUGUCUCUUUCUCCUUUUUUUCUUGUUUUUUGUUUUUUUUAUUUUUUUAUUUCCAAUGGAAACCUCCUGCCUUUGUGGGCCAUUUUUGUAGCUUUUAUUUUGAGGGUUAACCUGGCUGCAAGUAAAAGCAGCACCCCAGCUCCUGUCUCUAUCCUCUCUGGAAAGACAUUAUGGGAAAUGCUUAUGAGAAGACCAGGCUUUCCCAUGUGGCCAAAGUUUUUUAUUGUAUAUCUAAUCAUCCAAGGGUGCUUCUUUUCUACUGGUUAAUGUGUAUUCUCACUGUCAGGACAAACAUAUCUGUGCUCAUGUAUGUUCACUUUGGUGGCCAGUCAUUUAAGGGGGAUUUUGCUGGUGGUGGUCAGCGAUGGUGCUCUACCUGUUUCACAUUAAUUUGUAACCGCUGAAAAAAAAAAGCUCACAAGGGUGUUGGUUGCUUAAAUAGCAUCGGUUAUCAUAAUGGGGACUCCAACUUUAAGCUAGGUUGAUGUUUAACCUUAGUUUUGGAAAUUGAUUGUGUUGGUUCACAAUCAAUCCCCCUCCCAAAGCCUAAUCAGUACAAUACAGGCGUAUUCAACAGCCUAUUUUGGGUGCUAUCAAACUUUGGGAGUCUUCAGACUGUAAUCACUUGAAAUUGCUUAAUCUCUCUAAGUCGAUCUUCCAGCAGAUUUGGCUGCUGCUUGUCAUUUGAACACCACAGUAUUUGACGUUUUAGGAUUUCAACAUCAUCCAAGCGUUGGAUCAAACUUUCUAUGUUUGCUGUGGCAUCUUGGCGGUCAAUACCUACUGUCCAUCAAAAUGCUUUUUUUUUAGCAUUAAAAUGUCCUAAUUCAUACUUGACUUACAUCUGGGUGCUGAAUGUGAUCACCAGUUUGCAUUUAUGAUUUUAGCUACAUUGACAAUACAAGCUGGGGUGUACCUCAGGCGUGUAAGGGCACUUCCUUUAGGCAUGGUUAUGAGGAUUUAGAUGUAUUCUAUGCUUGUGUGAGACCAGCGCAUUUCAAGUGUACCUGUGUAAGCGUUUUUAAUGAUUUUCUUUCACCUUGGUUAGGAGACUUAUUGUCAACUAGUCAUACAUCAUUUGGAGCUUUUAGAUAUACUAAGCACCGAGCGUGACACUUUUCAUUUGGCACAAAGCGUUGCUAUUGGUUCAGAUCACACCACUUCUUUUGUUCAGUGAAUGAUUUUUUGGUCUUUGCAAAGAAUAUCAGUCUUUGCGUUUUAAUGUCUGUAACUGUUGUUCCGUUUGUAAUUUAAAUAAAUGUCCGAUUAGAUGACAAUGACCCAUAAAACAUGUGGCAACACACCUUUAGAUAGAUCUACACAAUAGGUAGUUCCUUUCAAAGACGUGCUCCUCAAGUAUUUACAAGACAUUUAACUGGGCAAUUUUUUGGUCGACUAUGGUGCUUUGUAAAAGAUAUAGAACUAUUUAAUGAACUAAAUAUUGUUAUGUUUCUUUCUUUUUCAAAAGAGUGAUAUAAAAAAAAAAGAAUAUCCAAAACGCUAGGAAUGUACUGUAAUAUGUCAAAAUACUGUAUAUAAUAGCAUAUAUUGCACAAUGUAUGAUAAAAUUUUAGGAAUUUUGAAUAAAUUGGACAAUAUAUGCACGCAACUAAAUAUAUUCAUAAAACAUAUACCCAUAUUUUGAAUUCAUUUUCUAACAAUGUGUUUGUAUAUUACUUUUUCAUGAAGGUUCCACUACUUUAAAGCAUCCUUAAGAUAAAUUUCCAUUGACCCUGGAUUUCAAGACGAAUUUGUCAAUUAUUUUUUGUUGGCAGGAUAUAUUUUUUUUAUUAUUAUAAAUUAUUAUUUUUGGUUGUUUGGAUCAUUAUAAGCAUUUAAAUGAGAAGGCAGGAUAUUUUUUUUUUUUAGAUCAAUGAUCUAUAAACUGAACAGUAUCUUCUGUAGCACCAUCAAGUUGUAUUUCCACUUGUUGUGUAAUUAGGCUGUGGCAGAGUUUGUAGGCUCUUAAAAGAUAAACAAUGCAGCAGAAGAUUUGUUAAAAAAAAAGAAAAAAAAAGAAAAAAAAAGAAAAGAAAAGAAAAACAAGGCUUUAACGUGAUCAAGUGAACACUUGAGCUCAUUAUUCAGUAGCAUUGUAGCUAGUGACAAUGGCACUGACAAUUUUGACCUUCUGGAACUCAUUGACUUUUUUUAUUGCAUUGCAUUUAUUUUAUAUUGAAUUUAUAUCUGUUCACAGAACAAGCAUUCUAUCACUUUACCAUGAUUUAUUUCAACAUAAACAUUUUCCAUUCCAAUUUGCGUUUGUAUAAUUUUGAAUAA
Tachysurus vachellii is the source of this 8585-nucleotide messenger RNA. RefSeq names its product immunoglobulin superfamily, member 9Bb (gene igsf9bb). Gene Ontology annotation, molecular function: protein binding. Gene Ontology annotation, biological process: cell-cell adhesion. NCBI's taxonomy places the organism in Eukaryota, Metazoa, Chordata, Actinopteri, Siluriformes, Bagridae. The transcript is spliced from 20 exons. The record is from RefSeq and is a predicted model, not a curated record. Bases 291 to 4577 code for a protein of 1428 amino acids.